UGCUCUAGAAGAACAAGAAUCAGCAGAAAAAUGACUGAAGAACUGCAAUCCCUCGUUAGAAUUCAGCAAAUCAGUAACGAUUUUGUUCACAGCGAUGUUGACGAACAAAUGCUUUUCUCUGUUCCUUUUACUGGUUUUUUAUUUAAACUUACUAAAAGAAUAAUUUUUCUAAAUUUUAGCCAAUGUUAA
Molecule: messenger RNA, 189 nt
Organism: Meloidogyne enterolobii
Lineage: Eukaryota; Metazoa; Nematoda; Chromadorea; Rhabditida; Meloidogynidae
Source: the annotation of a GenBank genome assembly